Messenger RNA from Aphanomyces invadans, 867 nucleotides. RefSeq lists its product as hypothetical. Gene Ontology annotation, cellular component: endosome. The coding region runs from base 95 to 760 and encodes 221 amino acids. Gene Ontology annotation, molecular function: GTPase activity; GTP binding. The transcript has 2 exons. The record is from RefSeq and is a predicted model, not a curated record. Lineage: Eukaryota; Oomycota; Saprolegniomycetes; Saprolegniales; Verrucalvaceae.
CGCCGACGUGCUGAGGAGGGGAAGAAAAUCAUUUUCGACCUCCAGCAUCCACCCUCGAGUCGACCACUUCGCUCCAUCGUCGAACACGAUCACCAUGGCAACUGGGAAGGCAGAUGAAGAGUACGACUACCUCUUCAAGGUCGUGCUGAUCGGGGACUCUGGAGUGGGCAAAUCGAAUCUUCUCUCGCGCUUCACACGCAACGAGUUCUCGCUCGAGUCCAAGUCAACCAUCGGCGUCGAAUUUGCCACGAAAUCCAUUCAGGCCGAAGGCAAGACGAUCAAAGCACAGAUUUGGGAUACGGCUGGGCAAGAAAGGUACCGUGCGAUCACGAGCGCGUACUACCGUGGCGCCGUCGGAGCCUUGCUCGUUUACGACAUCACCAAGCACCCGACGUUUGAAAACGUCGAGCGAUGGUUGAAGGAAUUGCGAGACCACGCCGAUGCUAACACCGUGAUCAUGCUUGUCGGAAACAAGAGCGACCUGCGUCACUUGCGCGCCGUUCAAACUGAAGAGGCGAUGGCGUUUGCUGAAAAGCACAAUUUGGCCUUCCUCGAGACAUCGGCGUUGGAUGCCACGGGAGUCGAUACGGCCUUCCAGCGCAUCCUUACGGAGAUUUACAACCUUAUGAGUCGCAAGACGAUGCAGGCCGAGGAGCAUUCUGCGAGCUUGCCCCAAGGCAACAAGAUCGAAAUCAACUCUGACAACGCGCCGACUGCCGCCGCGGCUAAGGGGUCCAAGAAGAAAAGCGCGUGCUGUUAAAUCGCCUUCCCAGACAGCGUCGUAUAUAUUUUAAAAUCCUCUGAGAAUUGCUUUCACAAUUCCCCACGUUUUUACAACACUCAAAUUUCCGUCCAAUUUCGGACUAU